GCGCCCUUGCGGCUUCCGCGCCCGCCGUUGGCCGUUAGCGCGGCUUGGGUGGUUGUCUUGGAGAACGAAGAUGGCGGCGGCGACGGCGACGGCGGCGGCGGCGGCGGCGGCCUCGGCGGUGGUGGCCGAGGAGGACACGGAGCUGCGGGACCUGCUGGUGCAGACGCUGGAGAACAGCGGCGUCCUGAACCGUAUCAAGGCUGAACUCAGAGCGGCUGUGUUUUUAGCGCUCGAAGAACAAGAAAAGGUAGAGAACAAAACUCCUUUGGUCAAUGAGAGCUUGAAAAAAUUUUUAAAUACAAAAGAUGGUCGUUUAGUGGCUAGUCUCGUGGCAGAAUUUCUUCAGUUUUUUAACCUUGAUUUCACCUUGGCUGUUUUCCAUCCUGAAACUAGCACAUUUCAAGGUCUUGAAGGUCGGGAGAACUUAGCCCGAGAUUUAGGUAUCAUUGAAGCAGAAGGUACUGUGGGUGGACCCUUAUUAUUAGAAGUGAUUAGACGCUGUCAACAGAAAGAAAAAGGACCUACCAGUGGGGAAGGUGCUUUGGAUCUAUCAGAUGGACAUCCUCCGUCAAAGUCCCCUGAAGGAAAAGCAAGUGGGAAUUCCACCCCGAGUAAGAUACCAAGGUAUAAAGGACAAGGUAAGAAGAAGACAAGCGGGCGGAAGUCUGGUGACCAGUUUGUUAAUCCUGAGCUCCAUCACAGGGAAUGGCUGAUGCAGUGCUGUUCAAAGACCAGCAGUGAGACCAGUCAAAGCGAGCCCAGUAUCUCCUUGUCAGAGCCAAAGAGCAAGAGCAGCCUGCACUCGCUGGCCCAUGAGACAAGAAUUGCAUCCUUCUUGAGCAGCAGCACUUUAGAUGCCAAAGACAAAAGUGCUCUCUGUCCAGACGAAGAUGAUGCAGAAGGAGAUUCUUUCUUUGAUGAUCCCAUUCCUAAGCCAGAAAAAACUUACGGUUGGAGAAGUGAGCCUAGGAAGCAAGUGGGAAGUCUGGCCUCAGUCUCUGACAGACCCCCCUUAAGGAGUGGCCUCAGCUCCCUGGCAGGAGCCCCUUCUUUAACAGAUACUGAGAGUAAAAGAGGAAGCACAGUCCUGAAGGAUCUGAAAUUGGUCGGUGAAAAAAUUGGAUCACUUGGACUAGGAACUGGAGAAGAUGAAGACUAUGUUGAUGAUUUUAAUAGUGCUAGCCAUCGCUCAGAAAAAAGUGAGUUAAGUAUCGGUGAAGAAAUCGAAGAAGACCUUUCCGUGGGAGUAGAUGAUGUCAACACCAGUGAUAAACUCGAUGACCUCACACAAGACCUGACUGUUUCCCAGCUCAGCGAUGUUGCCGAUUAUCUGGAAGACGUUGCAUAGACAGGAAAAGGAAGUAUUCUGAUCAACAGAAGAGAAAGGACUUGUCGGCUCCAUGGUCCCAGUCAGUCACUCUUGCUGGAAUGUAUGCUCCUGCUGGUGCCUUGCAUUUCAAAAAGACUGCAGAUAUUUUUUAAAGUUAACUUUUCAGUUUAGUAAACAAAAUACUUCCUAUAUGAGCCCAUGUCUAGGAGGUUAAUAUUCUUAAUUUGGUUUGAUGUAUAUCACCAAGGAAAUUGUCUGAAUUCCAGCUCAUUAUAGCAAGGGAACUCCUGAAAUGUCAGUGUUACAGAGCAUGACGAGGGAUCAGUACAGCCGUAGUAGUGUGUGUUACUGUAUGUCUCUGGUUGCUGCAGAGAUCUGUGAAACCUUUGUUAGCCACCGAAAGCUUACUCACUUGGUGUCUAUUAGGUGGGUUAGCCCAGAGUUGGUGAGCUGACCUGAUAUAUCUGUGAUGCUAAAGUGUAUCAGUACAAGUUAAAUUGGAUGUCUGAACUUUAUUUUGUAUUUCCUUCCAUUUGGAAGGUUUGUUAGACCAUUAAGGUUAUAUUAAAGUACUCUGUGCUAUUAGUUUUGCUUGUUUUAAACUAGAAGUGGUCAGGACUCUUCAUUCAUAAACUUGUCGAUAACAGUUAACGUUUAAGUCACAUUUUAUCCUGCUGUCUGUCAGCAGCUGUAGACACAGAUUACUUCAUUACAGUCUUAAUUUAUUAUUUCUAGAGAUGCCUUGAAACAUUCAAUACCAAAAUGCAUCUGAAACCAUUAAGCAGUGCUUUUAUUUCAGAUCUGUAAGUUGAUUAUAUUUAAAUCCAAAUUGGAAUGAAAUAGUAGUAAUGGCCUAAGACCAUGUAUAUUCAGUUUGACAAACUUUGUAUACUGUAUAUAAUUGCAUUGUAGUCCUUUAAAAUAGAGCCAAUAAUAGAAUUUCUGGCAGAUUUAAUUUAUGCUGUUGUAUGUAGUACUGCAGGGAUAUAGGCCACUGACAUUUGUAAUGCUAAAAUAGUUUAAAUGUGCAAGUAGGAAACUCAGCCCUAUGCAGGCACAGUCAUACCACUAAGUCAAAUUUAGGAGCUGUGAAACUUUGGUACAUUUUAUUUCCAUUAUGACUGUUAAAAGUUACCUUUAUUAAUAAAUAGAGAAAUUAGAAAUCA
Messenger RNA from Peromyscus leucopus (white-footed mouse), 2496 nucleotides. RefSeq names its product centrosomal protein 43 (gene Cep43). Gene Ontology annotation, biological process: microtubule anchoring. The coding region runs from base 71 to 1348 and encodes 425 amino acids. Gene Ontology annotation, molecular function: protein binding. NCBI's taxonomy places the organism in Eukaryota, Metazoa, Chordata, Mammalia, Rodentia, Cricetidae. The record is from RefSeq and is a predicted model, not a curated record. The transcript is spliced from 14 exons. Gene Ontology annotation, cellular component: centrosome.